AUGUCUGGGAUUUGUAGCAGGUAUUAUAAAACAAACAAAGACAAUCCUGACAUUCCGGAACGAUUCCUAAGACAUCUCAAAAAGGUGGGAUCUUACUAUUCAGCUUUGGUCGAUAUCACAGCAUGCGCCUGUAAUGAAAAGUACAAAAAACAAUUUUCUGAUAUGGAUUUGGUUUUGUUGAAGCCCGUUAUAGAUUCUCAACCCAUUUUUUCAUGGACGAGUGUUAUUAAAAAGUCUGUUCAUAUUACCGAAGAGUAUGAAAAAUUUAAGAAAAGUUGCUUGCACGAUCAUGUUAUAUUUGACAAAUUAAAGGAGAUAUAUGGGACAGAUAACAACAAUCCACAUUUGGACGAAGAAAAAAUUAAACAACAUUUAUAUUUACAUGCAGAAAUGAACAUAUUGAAGGAUAUUAUAAACCAAAGAGAUAAAAGACCGGUGUUUAUAGCGUUGUAUCAUAGAUGGUUACUUCCAGAUACAAAGGAUGUCACCUUCAAAAACGAUGCCUUGAAAUAUAUGAUAACAGAUCUUGAUCGGAUCAUAAGGAAAGAAUUACUAGAUAAGCAUGUUGAUAUUAGGGCGAGAUCUGAUAGUGAAGGAGAAAGUGGGAAUUCCGAUUAUGCUGUACAUGUUGAUGCAAAAGUUGAUGAUUUGAUUGAAUCCGAACUUUUCGGAGCAUGUUUGUCCACCAUAGAUGAUUUUGCUGGUGAUUUGUUUCCAGAGGUAACUGAUUUACAGGCUGGAGUCGAUUCUUUGACUACCUGUUCUGGGAGGGUUACAGGUUCAGCGCUAGUCAUGGAGAUCCUCCUCACAGUGAAUCAAGUCUGA
This is a messenger RNA of Funneliformis mosseae, 825 nucleotides long. NCBI's taxonomy places the organism in Eukaryota, Fungi, Glomeromycota, Glomeromycetes, Glomerales, Glomeraceae. The record is from the annotation of a GenBank genome assembly.